This is a messenger RNA of Hirsutella rhossiliensis, 2730 nucleotides long. RefSeq names its product peroxidase domain-containing protein. Lineage: Eukaryota; Fungi; Ascomycota; Sordariomycetes; Hypocreales; Ophiocordycipitaceae. The transcript is spliced from 2 exons. The record is from RefSeq and is a predicted model, not a curated record. Bases 1 to 2730 code for a protein of 909 amino acids. Gene Ontology annotation, biological process: cellular response to oxidative stress; hydrogen peroxide catabolic process; response to reactive oxygen species. Gene Ontology annotation, molecular function: heme binding; peroxidase activity.
AUGAGACUAGAAUCUCCUCUCGGAACCACCACCAUCUUGAUGAUGGUGGGCGCAGCAUCCGCCUUUCCAAAUAUGGGCAACCUGACUUUAGGGAUGAAUCAGUCGGAACCCCAGAUUUCGACCGAGUUGAUUGGCGAUCUCAAGACUCUAGACGACAGCCAGCUGACACAUACGGGAAAGGUCGUCAAGGCUCUCCUGCGGAAUGACGACAACGUACCAGGCGAGGACGAGGCCACAGCCUACCCGGUCCCCCUACCGGCCAAGGGCUCGUCUGUCUGCAAGACACACACGUGCUGCAUCUGGAAGCACGUGUACAACGACAUGAGAAAGGCCAUGAAGGAUGCCAAAGGCGACUGCAACGAUCUGGCUCGCGCUGCCAUCCGUCUUGGCUUCCACGAUGCCGGCACCUGGUCCCGUGAGAGUGACCCCCUUGGUGGCGCCGACGGCUCCAUUGUCCUGGCGGGAGAGUGCGAAUCGCGGGCUGAGAAUAAGGGGUUGGAGACAAUCUGCCAACAGACGAGGAAGUGGUACGACGAGUACAAGCAGUACGGCGUCGGCAUGGCCGAUCUGAUUCAACUGGGGCACAAUGCCGGAACCGUGUUUUGCUUGUCUGGACCCGGCGUGCGCACCUUCGUCGGCCGCAAGGACAGGAGCACGCCAGCACCAGAAGGAAAGCUCCCUACUCAAGAACAGAGUGCGGAUGAGCUCAUCUCGCUGUUUGGGAACAAGACGAUUGCCCCCGUGGGCCUUGCCGCUCUCGUCGGCGCCCACACAUCGGCCAAGCAACGAUUCGUCGACGAAGCCAGAGCAGGCCUUCCGCUAGAUCGCACGCCCGAGAUUUGGGAUACCGACUUCUACGACCUGGUGGCGAGCGACGAAGCCCCCAAGGGUUUCUUCCGGCUGGACAGCGACUACAAGCUCAGUAGACAUGCUCGCGUCCAGCCGGCGUGGGAAUCCUUCAGAGGCUUCAUGGGGCUGUUUCCCUGGCUUCGGGACUAUAGCAGAGAGUAUGUUCGGCUGAGCCUACUUGGAGUCGACAAUAUCAACAGCCUGACCGAGUGCACCCGAGUGUUGACAGACGACUCUCCUGGACCUAUUGACCCGGAGCCCUCUACGUCCAGCCACGUCUCUUCCCAGCCGGCCACGUCGACUCACGUCUCUCCCAAGCUCUCCACAUCCAGCCACGUUCCUUCCCAGCCGACCACGUCGACACGCGCCUCUUCCAAGCUCUCCACGUCUGGCCGCGUCUCCUCCUCCAACGUGGCCACGUCGACGCACAUGUCUGAUGACAAGAAAACUGUCGCCACCACUACCCCCAAUAGAACGAAGACCGCGUCUGUCGACGCCUCUCAGACCUCCAAUCCAGUUGCCACUAUGAUUCCUAGCGCUUCUGCCGCAGGCCCCAACCCCAGCUCCAGCGUCACGCCCCAUGUUCCUCAGGCCACUAUCCUUGGCGAGGCCCAUGUCAAGGCUCUCUUAGAGCUCUCUGCAAAGUUCACAUUCGAGAUCCGCGGCGGCCUCGUCGCCAUCCAGAACCUUCAUGGCAAGGCUGCCGCCGCCAGCUGGCGCCUCGUCUAUGAUCUAGAUGCCAAGGUCGAGAACAAGUUCCGCUUCGAGAUCUGCGAGCCCGGCCAGCAGGGCCGGGUUGUCACCAAUAUCCAAGGCCAGUACGUCUUCGGUCUCGCCGUCAGCCACAACGUGACGGCCUCUGGCGCUGUUGAGCUCGUCUGUGACACCGGCAGCCUCACACACGUCAAGGUCGAGAACGAGCGGGUCGUUGCCGUCACGGCUGUGGAGGCCAAGGCUGCCGUCGAGAUUGGCGUCGCCAUCUACCAGUGCGCCAGCAUCAACCAGUGCACCAAGUCUACCUGCAAGGGCAACGACUGCGGCUUCAACCUCGUCGCCAAUGGCGAGUCCGGCGUCGCCUCCGUCACCUACACCUUUGAGCAGUGCAAGUCUGGGUGCUUCUCCGUCAAGACCUGCGUCGCCAAGGAGUGCGGACCGGCCCAGCCGCGCGCCGAGGGCGUGGCCCCGGCCCGUGUCCCUGUCGAGCAGGUCCGCGCUGUCGCCUUCGCUGCCAUCACCACGCCUGCUGUGGACGUCAAGGCCCCUGGUGCUCAGGUCGCCCAAAAGAACCCCAGCCAGCCUCAGAAGGCUGCCUCUGAUGAGCCCAAGUGCAUUCCUCGCCGCUCGCAGGCCGCCGCUCCCGCCGGUCCUGCUCCCUCCGUCAAGCAGGCCCUUGCCCCCGUCGGCUCGGUUGCCCCUAUUUCCCCUGUCCAGCAGCAGUCCUCCGGCUCUGCUCCCGCCGUCAAGCAGGCCGUCCCUGGCCCCGUCGGCUCGAUUGCCCCUGUCGCCCCGGUCGCCCCUAUCCAGCAGCAGCCCUCCGGCUCUUCUCCCGCCGUUAAGCAAGCCGCCCCUGCCCCCGCCGGCCAGCCAAACGUGGCCCCCGCCAACAGAGUCGGUGACAUCCAAGCAAACGUUGAUACCCAAGCCACCGUCAAGGGUGGCAACCAGGCCACCGACAACACCAGCCAGCCCGCCUCUGGUCGCGCCGGCUCCAACCCUGGCGCCGCCAGCUCUGCCUCCGCCAAUCAGGGUCGCCCUAUCGGCGCUGCCUCCAAUGGCACCGCUGCCUCCGGACGUCCUAGUGCCGUCACUGCCGGCUCCGGCCGCGUCGCCGUUGCCUUCAGUAUCCUCGCCGGCAUUGUCGGCAUGACCCUUUUCAUGUAA